AAGAACUGAAAAAAGCUUAAAUUAGCCAAAACAGCUAGCAUGUAGCUAAAAUAUUAGCUAAACUCAUAAAAGCCUAAAAACGAAAAAGCCUAAAUUAGCAAAAACAGCUAGCAUUUUGGUGAAAUAUUGGCAACACUCCAAAUUGUACAAAAAAACAAACAAAAAAAAACAAAACUAGACAAAAAAUUAGCAUUAAGCUGAAAAAUUAGAUAAACUCCAGAAUAGCUUAAAGAACAGAUAAAAAUCCUAAAUUAGCCAAAGCAGUUAGCAUUUAGACAAAAUAUUAAUUAACUCCAAAACAGCCUAAAGACCUGAAAAAAGACAGUUAGCCAAAACAGCAAAAGUGAAGCUGAAAUUUUUGCUGAAAUCCAAAAUAGACUGAAAAACCUUAGUGAAUGCCAAAAUUAUUGAUAGCUGAAUGAGCUGAAAAGGUGAAGGGGUUGAAGAGCAACGGACAGACAAAAACCAAAAAACAAAUGGAUCACUAUAGUGUGAAUUCUCCACAGUAUUCACACGAUGAUACACAUCUACAUCUUCUGUCCAUUUGUUCUAGAUGUAAAGAAGGGGUCGAGGUUUGGCGGUUUGUUUUGGAGGAUGGCCUCUGCAGCAGAGGACCCCCAUCUGGGCUCGGGUCCCGAUGAGGACGACACACCAGGAAGGGACACCGACUCUGACAGCAUCCUCUCUGAUGACUCCGUGCUCCCAGACUACACUCCAGAAGUCACUAUUAACCCAACAGCCUGCAGCCUGUACGAGGCCUGUCUGCGCAACGAUGCCGUCUGUCUGCAGAGAAUCCUGGUGGGAGGAGUCUCAAAGGAGGCGGUCAUGGAGCUCGAUAACAACGGCAGGAACUGUUUGAUGGUGGCUUGCUGCAAAGGUUUCAUCGACAUCGUACACGGACUCCACCACUGUCCGUUUGUAGACAUAAAUCACCAGGACAACGAGGGAAACACAGCACUGAUGAUCGCAGCUCAAGCAGGUCACAUCAACUCGGUUAUGUACCUCCUCAACUACUUUCCUGGAGUCGACACUGAAGUGAAAGACUGCAGAGGGUUCACAGCCCUCAUCAAAGCGGCCAUGACGGGGCGCGAUGACGUGGUGGCGGCCCUAGUUAUGGCUGGAGCAGACAUCCAUGCAGUGGACUCCACUCGAGGAAAAUGUGCUCGGGACUGGGCCCUCAAAACCGGUCGCUACGAGACCUUCCACCGUCUCCGGCGCCUCACGGUGAGGCCGAAAGCCGAGCAGUUCUGUGAGAACUAUGUGGCCGAGUGGCCUGAGCUCAGGGAGAAAGUCUCCAAAGCCACAGCUCAGAAAAGCCCCGCUGAGAAAAUCACUCUACGGAUCAAAAACUCGUUUGGGUUCAGCUUUCCACGCGAUCCCCAGGACAACGGAGUCCUGGACCACAUGGUGCGCAUGACCACCAGCGUCCACAGUCCUCUGGUGUCUACGGGAUGCCGGCCGCUCUGCCCCACCAGUCCCCCAGAGGUGGGAAAGAGGCGGCUGGCUGUAGCGGAGCUGCUGCAGAAACACCGGCCGAAGGAGCUGGAGGAAAGCUCAGUGUGCCACAGCAACGGCUCGGUGUCCCACGUCAUCCCCUCCAUCCACUCGGCAGAAACCAUAGCCGCCACGUGCUGCCCCGACACCGAGCGGCGAGGCAGCAUCCUCUCGCUGGCCUCCACCAAGGUUGCUAGCACGUUCGUUCCCCGCAGCAUGGCGAGGAGGAACAGCGUGUUCCCGUCUGGGUGCAUCCCUAAAAUCAGCGUAGACAAACCUGGAGAGGCCACGCCCAAGAAGGAGAAGAAGAAGAAGAAAAAGGAGAAGGGAUUUCUGGAACCCCCCAUGUGGAAAUAUAAGGAGCAGAAAGAGGAGAAGAAGAAGGAAAAGAAGAAAGCUGAAAAAGAAGAGAAAAAGAAAGAUAGUAAGAAGAACAAAGCAUAAGUUUCUGACAGUCUUCUCCAGUCGAGUUUGUUUUUUGACAGAAAUUACAUCUUUGCUCAGGAUCAAGUGAAAGACGAGUUUUCAUAAACAAUAUUUGCUUAUUAAGAGCAAAAAAUGUGUUUCUUUUAUUAAUGUAUUAAGUUGAUGAUAAUUUUGAUCAUAACAAAUACAUUAGAUCA
Oryzias melastigma (Indian medaka) is the source of this 2117-nucleotide messenger RNA. RefSeq names its product ankyrin repeat domain 33Ab (gene ankrd33ab). NCBI's taxonomy places the organism in Eukaryota, Metazoa, Chordata, Actinopteri, Beloniformes, Adrianichthyidae. Gene Ontology annotation, molecular function: protein binding. The record is from RefSeq and is a predicted model, not a curated record. The transcript has 4 exons. The coding region runs from base 517 to 1938 and encodes 473 amino acids.